Stegastes partitus (bicolor damselfish) is the source of this 4217-nucleotide messenger RNA. It is a transcript of the gene rgl3a, whose product is annotated as ral guanine nucleotide dissociation stimulator-like 3a. Gene Ontology annotation, biological process: Ras protein signal transduction. Bases 160 to 2409 code for a protein of 749 amino acids. Gene Ontology annotation, molecular function: guanyl-nucleotide exchange factor activity. The record is from RefSeq and is a predicted model, not a curated record. Gene Ontology annotation, cellular component: plasma membrane. Lineage: Eukaryota; Metazoa; Chordata; Actinopteri; Pomacentridae. The transcript is spliced from 17 exons.
UAUCUCCGACUUCUGGACACUUUUUAAAAACUGUUUCCUUGCAUUCACUGUAAAAAUGAAAGUAUCAGGCGACUUGAACUGCCGGAGAUCGGAGUUGAAUCCUUAAUUAUCUGUCUUCACUGCGGAUUUAUUCCCUCCAAGAACGACAGAAACACAAACAUGGGGAAAUGGCACUUAUCUAUGGACCCGGUGCAGGAGUGGGGCGAGGAGGAGGAAGACGGAGCUGUGUUUGGCGUCACGCUGCGCAGGGAGCCCGUCCUGCCCGGCUCAGAUGCGACGGAUCUGCCAACGGCCUUCAGCUUCGUCCAGUACCACACGGUGAAAGUGCGCAGGCUGAAGGCUGCCACCCUGGAGCGUCUGGUCACCCACCUGCUGGACGCUGAGCACCGCGAGCCCGACUUCAUGCCUGUGUUCCUGUCCACCUAUAGGGCCUUCACCUCCACCAGCACCCUCAUCGAGCUGCUGUUUCAGAGAGACGACUCAGUCACCAACCUGGAUAACAACGUCUGCCACCGCAGUACCUUGCUCCCGGUUAUUCGGCUGUGGCUGGAGGAACACAGUGAAGACUUCCAAGAACCUCCUCAGUAUAAGGCCCUCCGGCUGCUGUGUGCCCACCUGCACCGCCGCCUCUGCUUCAGACGACUGGCUCAGAGCGCCGACGUCCUGCUCAAGAGGCUCCAGGAACAAGAUUGCAGCCAGCCUGCAUCAGAGCACGACAGUGAAUCAUCACAGCAAGAGCUCAGAGAUCAGCAAGACGGACUGGAGUUGUCCACUCAGGUGGAAGAUAAAUUCAACUUUAUGGACUCUCCUGUGAGGGAAGUGGCGGAGCAGCUGACCAGACUGGAUGCUGAGCUGUUUGUCAAAGUGGUUCCCUUCCACUGUCUGGGCUGCAUCUGGUCGCAGCGUGACAAGAAAGAAAACCGCAACCUGGCGCCAACAGUGCGUGCCACCAUAUCCCAGUUUAACGCUGUCACCAACCGUGUCAUCACCUCGCUGCUCUGUCCGUCCGCACCAGGCCCUUCCACCUCCUCCCCCAUCUCGUCGCCCUGCUUGUCCUCUGCCUUCCCGUACCCGUCCACCGCCCCGAGCUCCCCUCACUGCUCGCACACCAGCCCCGCCCACAGAGCACGCAUCAUCGAGAGGUGGAUCGCCAUCGCACAGGAGUGCAGACAGCUGAAGAACUUCUCCUCUUUAAGAGCGAUGCUUUCAGCACUGCAGUCCAACGCUGUGUAUCGCCUCAAGAAGACCUGGGCGGCUGUCAGCAGGGAAAGCAUGGCAACCUUUGACCACCUGUGUGAGACUUUCCCAGAUGAGAACUGUGUGCUGACCAGCAGAGAGAUUCUGGUGGAGGACGGGAGUCACCUGGACAGCAGUGCCACCUCAGGCUCCAAAUCCCCCAAACUCUGCUCUGAGUCCAAACAGACGACCCUCAGCAAUGGCGUUGUUCCAUAUCUGGGCACCUACCUGACCGUCCUCACCAUGCUGGAUACAGCUCUGACUGACACUGUGGAGGGAGGACUCAUCAACUUUGAGAAACGCAGGCGGGAGUUUGAGAUUCUCUCUCAGAUUCAGCAGCUCCAGGCCUCUUGUUCCCACUACAGCCUCCCAGUGAACCCUCACGUCACGUCCUGGCUGCAGGCGCACACUCUGCUAACAGACCAGGAGAGCUAUGAACUGUCUCGUGAGCUGGAGCCGCCAGUUGACCCGUGUCCCAUCUCUCCCAACUCAUGGAGCAGCCGCCUGCUCACCAAGAAGCUCACCUCGUUGCGAACAUGCAGUGACAGCUCCCUCAGGAAGACUCACGCCGACCAGAUCAGCGUUUCGUCUUCUGGCUCCAGCAGUUCAGACAUGGAGGAUCUCACCGUCCCUCAGCCUUCACCACUCAGACUCAAACUCAAGUCUCUCUCUGGCUCCCUUCACAAUGUGGCAGAAGACUUCUCCUCCAUGUCCUCCAGCUCCUCCUGCAGCUCCUCACAUCCAGAUCUGAGCUCCUCCUCUCUGGUUCUGAGUCCGGAGUCUUCGUCCAGCUGCUCUCCUCAGGCUGCUCUGCCUGUUUACAACAAGCAGGUCGCCGACUCGUGCAUCAUCAGGGUCAGCGUGGAGUCUGUCAGCAACGGAAAUGUCUAUAAGAGCAUCCUGCUGACCAGUCAGGACCACACGCGUCAGGUAAUUCAAAGAGCUCUUGAAAAGCACAACAUGGAAGACAUCAGCUCCAAUGACUUCCGCCUCUGCCAGAUGCUCAACAGCGGAAAAGAGCUCCAGAUCCCUGACAAAGCCAACGUAUUUUAUGCCAUGUGCACCACUGCCAACUACGACUUUGUCCUGCGCCAGCGCUGGAAGAGCCACGGGAGACAUUUUGGCUCUUCUUCCAGCCUUGGAGCUCAGCCCAAGAGCCGGCACGCCAAGUGAAAAGCAUCUGUACUGGUUCAACGACAGGAGCACAACUAGAAAACAAGAAGAGCUGCUCAUCUGCAACGACGGCACAUCUGUGGCCAUUUGUUAGUGUCACAGUGUAGCAGAUAAGAGCAGCUUCGCCACAGAGACUUCGACUGAAAAAUAACCUGGAGGAGUUCUUGAUGAGAUGCAGUGUUCAUCAGGAGCAGCACCGAAGCCUGUUGGAACAUUCUGUGAGGUUUUAAGGAAAUAUAGAAAAAUUAAGAAGAAUCGGUCACAAUUUUUGUGAAGUCAAGUUGUUCACCCAGAAACUUUUCUCCUGAGAUUAACGAAUUUCGAUGGACGCUUGUUUUUGCACAUCAGGAUCAGCUGGACUGACACGACACUCCUGCAUCGUCACCGAACGAUGGAAAGUUUAUAAAUCAGUUUCUCGUCUGCAAGUGGUGCAGUAGAUUUGACACCUUUCCUUCGGCUCGUUUGGCUGAAUAAGCAACAGAAGGUGCUGACGUUCUUGAUCACACAAAAAGAGAAAGAGCCAGUCAGGACGAGUGAAAACUGGAUGUUCGCUGCUAGUCAAUGAGCAGGAGAACAGAUCUGGGUGAAAUGUGAAACAUGGAGAACGGUGAAACUCUUCCAAGUCAAAUGUUGUGGGAAAAAACACUGUCUGGACAGUUGCUAAUGAGUAUUCAGUCGUCUUUUAGUUUAAAUAUUUUAAUGUAACUUAAAAUAAUUUUAUUAACAUAAGUUAUUUAAUGCAUUUCAGUAUUGAUGCUUUAAGAGCAAAGGUGGCCUGAUGAAGAUAUCUUUCUGUGUCUGUUCUGUUUGGUUCAUUUUUGGUUCACUGCCCUGCACUCCAGUCUUAAACGAUAUGCUGUUUUCUUGUAGGAAUUUCCUUAACUUGCUUUGGUUCUCAUAAGCUCAACUCAAGUUUGUAUCAGUGUGAAUGAAGAGAGCAGACUUUUGCUGUCUACGGUGGUCAAAUGAAGGAAAAUGUAUGUGAGAAUAUGCAGUUACUUUGCCUAGAUUGUAGUAUUUAUGUCACAGGUUUAGUGUUUAUGCUGACAUGAGAGAUUCAAGUGACAUUAAACAACAUCAGGGUCUCUAGAUUCCUCCACCUGUGUCACUGUGAAUGAGAUUAAUCUAAAGACAGGCUCCUGUAUGUGAAAAUGAAGUGUCCCAGCAUGUGAAUUAAAUUUGACACGUGAUGUAAAAUCCUCCCCAGAAAGAACCAGUCAGCUUUUCACAAGUAAUAAACUUUAAAAUUGCUUUAAAUACUAAGUUUUAUUUCUCUUCAGUCAACACACAAUGCAUAUACGCAGAUAGAUUCGCAUCCCUGUUAAGAAUGAAUUGGAAAACAAAAACAUUUGCACUCUGGCGAAGUCUGUCCUCAGUUUUCUGCAGGAUUUUGCAUCACUGGGUUUAGCUUUAAAGCUGCUGUGGUUUUGAUGAAAGUCCAACUGAAGGAGAUUUGGUGAUGAGGUGGUUUGGCCGCUGCAGUAAAUGAAGGAGAAGUGUCAGCGUUACUCCUGCUGUGUCCGUCCAUGUGUCAUGUUCGCGGUCUUUAUGUUACUGAAAUGCAAGUCGCGUCAGACAAACAUGAUUUUGUUCCUAUAUUUUAUUUCAACAAGAUUUUUCAUUUUAAAACUUAAAUCUAAGCACUUAAUGUAUAUAAUUAGUAUCAAAUGUCCACUAAUAAGGUAAAUCUCGUAUUUAUCACAGUUUUUCUGUAAUUAUUUGUUUUUAUUGACUGUAUUCCUGAUGAUUUCUGAUUUCUUGAGAAAUAAAAGGAAUGCUAACUUUUGUGAUAGCACUACAAAUAUGAA